Ixodes scapularis (black-legged tick) is the source of this 3273-nucleotide messenger RNA. It is a transcript of the gene Cont, whose product is annotated as contactin. Gene Ontology annotation, biological process: cell-cell adhesion. NCBI's taxonomy places the organism in Eukaryota, Metazoa, Arthropoda, Arachnida, Ixodida, Ixodidae. Gene Ontology annotation, molecular function: protein binding. The record is from RefSeq and is a predicted model, not a curated record.
GUGGAUAACAACAUCUUUAUAAUAGAGGAGUUGGUGAGGAAAGAAGACGAAGGAAUGUAUCAGUGUUGUGCGACCAACACGCUGGGAUCAACCUACUCCUCGGCUCAGCUGAGAAUUGUCACGAUGGCACCGAACUUUGAGAAGUACCCAUUGGAGUCCGAGACGUAUGCGGCGGAAGAGGGCAACGUGACGAUCGCCUGCCGACCCGAAGCCGCGCCCUUCCCGGAGUUCACGUGGCGCAGGGACGGCUACGCGGUGCCCACUGGCGGAAGGCUGCAGGUGCUGAACAACGGCUUUCUUCGAAUCCACCCAGUCCGCCGCGAGGACGAGGGAAACUACACGUGCACGGCCAAGAACCAGUACGGCACCGCGACCAGCGGAGGCCGCCUCAUUGUGCUGCCGCCGCCUAGGAGCCUGGAGGCCCCGCCACCAAGGCUACAGGCACACGUCGGGGGCACCGAGGAGCUCAUGUGCCAGGCGAUCGCACCCCACAUGCUCGACCUGUCCUACAUCUGGCUGCACAACGACCUGCGCCUGCACCCCCAGGACUGGCCCCAAUACGGAGUCGGUCGAAAGCCCGGCUACCUGGUCAUAUACAAUGUGACCUUUGCCGAGGCUGGCCGCUACACGUGUAUCGCCAAGACGUCCGUCGGAAAGGUGCUCGCCAACACAGAGCUGCUGGUCAUCGGUCCCCCUGGACCCCCCGGUGCAGUGCUGGGCAGCAACUUCAACGCGACUUCUGGGUUCAUCGAGUGGGCGGACGGGACCAACCACGGCAGGCCGAUCACGAGCUACGCCAUCGAGGGCCGCACCAAUCACAACGGCACCUGGAGGGAGCUUAUCAACAUCACGUACGCCGCGGAGCGCCGGAUGACCCCCGGCCGGCGCGGAGUGGAACUGGGUCCCGUGCUUUCCCCGUGGAGCAAGUACGAGUUCCGCGUCAUUGCUGGCAACGACCUCGGCGUCGGACAGCCGUCGGACCCGAGCCCCCAGUACAACACGGCGCUGGACGCCCCGUACGUGGCGCCGCGGAACGUCGGGGGCGGUGGCGGCAAGGCGGGCUCCCUCACCAUCACCUGGGAGCGUCUGUCACCAGAGGAGUGGAACUCCCCGGAGAUCUGGUACCAGGUGUACUACCGGCCGAAAGGGGACCGCAGCGAGCCCCGCAAGAAGAACCUCCGCAACCUGGGCAAUGUCGGGCUCUACGUGGUGCCAGUGGGCGAGGAGAACUACUACUUCCCCUACGAGGUGCAAGUGCAGGCGGUGAACGUGCGUGGCGAUGGCCCCAUCUCAGAUGCGGUGACAGUUUUCUCGGCGGAGGGCAUGCCCCAGGUGCAGCCGUCGGGGGUCUUUGCUCUGCCCCACAACUCAACCGCCCUCAAUGUCACAUGGACCCCCUUGGACAUCACCCGAGAGAAGAUUCGAGGAAAGCUCAUUGGACACAGGAUCAAGUACUGGAAGAGCGACUCCAACCCGGAGCUCGAUUCCCUGGUGCUGCUCAAGCGGGGCAUCGAGAACUGGGGGCUCAUCGUGGGGCUGCAGCCCAAUACGGAGUACCGGGUGGCCGUGAUGGCAUACAACGACGCGGGCUCGGGCCCCGAGAGCGAGUUCUUCGUGGCCAAGACCUUCAAGGCGGCACCCCUGAGGCCCCCGACCAGCGUCAAGGUCCGGGCGCACUCGGACACCAGCGUCAAGGUCACCUGGCGCGGCGUCCUGCCCUCCAUCGAGGAAGAGUCCAUCCAGGGCUACAAGGUCCGCUACUGGGAGGCGGAUCAGGACCUUACUUCGGCCAAGGAGGUCUAUAAGGCUCUGGAUGGAGAGGACCUGGAAGCCAUCGUUACGGGCCUGGUGCCGGGCAAGGUGUACAAGCUCCGCGUCCUUGCCUGGAGCUACGGAGGGGAUGGCAAGAUGUCGUCGCCGCCUUGGGAGUUCCGCGUCGGGGAGGGCACAUCGGCCUACACGAGUGCCACCGCGAUCCACUUGGGAAGCUUCCUGUCCUUGGGCUUCUCCUACCUGCUCACCAGAUUGUAAAGUCCGAAAGCAUUCAAAACACUGGAGAUGCCAAGGCCCAUCGCAACUCUCGAUGGAACCUGCCGUCGGCUCAGAGUCGGCGAGACGAACGCCGUGCCCGUGCUUUCACCUGCCGUUUAGAGCAUACCUGUGAUUGGGAGCCGUUGAAUCUCAAUUUGAGUUACGUAUUAGCCGGAAUACGAGACUGUUCGAGCCCCAAGAGGGACUGGACUUCUCCGCGAAUGUGAAUACGGUCAUCUUCGUCCUUAGCAAAAGAACAGAAGCCUCAUUGGUACGCUACCUCUUAGAAAUAAGGCGGCCAGUUUCUAUGAAGUCGAAUCUAUCAUAUCCCUCUCUGUAAUUUUAUGAAGGGAUUUUUAAACAUUUACAUUGUUUGCGUGGGAUCGAUGCGUGCUGCGGCGCAGCAUCGAGCUGUUGCGUCCACUUCAUCUCGUAGUUUUCGGACAUAUACUUUUCCUCGUGUAUGCUCCGUUUUAUACUUAAUAUGCAACGCUGUCAAAGCUACUGGUGCGAGCGCGUGGCUUUGUCUAUGGUUCCGUUUGUGCUAGCACGCAUGCAGAUUAUUGAGAUCGAGCCUCAUGCUUGCACCAGUAGCUUUGACAGCGUUGUACGCCAAGUGUGAAACAGAGUAGUAUCUACAGACAUACGGAGUGCAUAACCUGAAAUGUUGACGUGUGUCGCUUCAAUUAGAGUAAUUGGAGCCAAAUCCGGUUCGAUUAUUAAUGCACCAGAUGCAGAACUUUUCUCAUGUGGUUUGUCAGUGUUGUACAGUUGAAGCUCUCACCACUUGAGCUCAGUAUGCUAAGAGACGUUAGCCAAGUGGAUAUUGUCAACUCGAGGCCGACUCGGCGAUUGAGGCAGCUUUGCACACAGUUUCCGACCAUACACUGUUCAUGUUCAGCGUCUUUUUAACUAGGAAACUCUCAGCAGGCAACUGCAAGAGGAAGUGUGGAUUUUUUUCUACCGCGACUCGAUCGUGCACUGCCACUUCCUAGGGCGAAUUCGAAUGGUCAGUUUGGAGUGCUUAUUUUUUUAUUGAGCUAAGUGCUUUAAGCCGAUUGUUUGAUUUUUCCGUCACCUUUUCGACGUGUCAUUGCGAUCUAGCUCUACGAUGGCAGAGAAGGCUAUUCUCGUUGAGGGGACGUGUUGGUUAGUGACGGGCGAACGGUUGUUGGGGCUUCCAGCCGUCGUUGGAAGCUUUGGUGCCACGUUUGAAGGUGUGUCGGUUGUGGAGCGUUUCUC